Emiliania huxleyi CCMP1516 is the source of this 1242-nucleotide messenger RNA. RefSeq lists its product as hypothetical. NCBI's taxonomy places the organism in Eukaryota, Haptophyta, Isochrysidales, Noelaerhabdaceae. Gene Ontology annotation, cellular component: nucleus. Gene Ontology annotation, molecular function: flap-structured DNA binding; 5'-3' exonuclease activity; 5'-flap endonuclease activity. The coding region runs from base 1 to 1242 and encodes 413 amino acids. The record is from RefSeq and is a predicted model, not a curated record. Gene Ontology annotation, biological process: interstrand cross-link repair. The transcript has a single exon.
AUGCUGGUCGCGCUCGAAGAGGCGCGCUCGCUGCUGCUCGGCGGCGGCGAGGGGCGCUCCCCAGCCUGGUGCGCGGUGCUCGGGCGCGUGAUUGCCGCCGGCUGCGCGCAGCUUCGGCGGCAGGGCGAGCACGGCGCGUCGGCGCGCGUGCUGUGCGACACGAUCGGGCACUCGAUGAUGCCGCAGCGGUGGCGCGCGGCCCUUUUUGUGCAGUGCGUCAAGGACCUCGACAGGGCCGGGCAGCAAGAAAGGGCUUGCCGGUUGUGCGAGGCUGCGCACACCUCGCACCUGGAUGCCAACGGCCACCUCUCGAGCUCAAGCGUCGCUUCGAUCCUCGAGUCGAGCGGCGGCGGGAGCAGUACAGAGGCGUUACAACUGGGAGCCGUGCAGCUGAUGGCCGUCCGCCGCGUGCUCAAGAAGCUCGCCGUGCCGCCCCGCCGCUGGAAGAAGCCCGCCCUCCCGUCGCUCGCCGCGCCGCGGGAGGUGCACCUCCGCGGCGACGAGGUGCUGGAUGGCGGCGACGCGGGGCGGAGGCUGGGCUGGCGGGCGGCCGACGGGUCGAUCGCGCGCGGCGUGGAGGAGUACGUGCGGCUGCACUACCUGUCCGGCGCGGGCGGCACUCCUUGGUCAAAAGGAGUGCACCUCGAGAACGCGCUCUUCCUCUCCCUGUUCGCCCUGCUGAUGUGGGACGCAUUGUUCGCACCGCUCCCCGGCGCCUUUGGCUCGAGCUCCUCAGACGCGCCCGACGAUCUGCUCUCCGGCUGCGGCUCCUUUGCGAGCCGCCGUGCUGACAUUGUUGGCGCGCUGCUGAAGCGAAUCGAGAGCGCGGCGCCCGACGAGCAGCUUGACGGGACCGUGCCCCAGGACACUCCUGUCGCUUCGCCACGAGCCCACCUCUCUCUCUCGGCUCGCCUGGCCGCCGCCCACGCAGCCCACUACGGCGAGGAGUGCAUCGGCCUCGACUGGUCGCGCUUGGACCUGCCGCUGCUCCAGUGGACGGCCACCGCGCUCGGCGGGCGGGUUGUCGCUGCCAUUUGCCGCGCGCUCGCCGACGACUACGGGGGCUUCAGCCAUGGCGCGCCAGACCUGCUGCUCCUCGCGGACCGGCCGUCGGCUGCCGCGCGUUUCGUGGAGGUCAAGGGGCCGAAUGACCGCCUGAGCGACUCGCAGGUCGCUUGGUGCGACGUGCUGGCGCGUGCUGGGGCGGACGUUGAAGUUGCUUACGUCGAGCGUUGUGUAUAG